CCAUGUCUAUUGGUUCGGAGAUCUAAAUUAUCGUCUCAUGGAUUUGAGUACAGAACACGUGAAGAAUAUGUUGGAAGUGAAAGCUUAUCAUUCGCUGUUACAGAAGGAUCAGCUCAAAGAUCAGAUGAAGCAAAAGAGUGUGUUUGUGGGCUAUAGUGAGGGAGCGAUCAAUUACUUGCCGACCUAUAAGUACGAUCCGGGAACUGAUAACUGGGACUCCAGUGAGAAGAGUCGACCGCCCGCCUGGUGUGACCGCAUUCUCUGGCGAACAAAACAACCCACAGAACAGCUUCAAUACAGAAGUCAUCCUAAAAUGAUGAUCAGUGAUCACAAACCGGUCAGCGCUCUCUUCGAGGCAUCCAUUAAAGUGAUUGACGACAAAAAAUAUCGCAAAAUAUACGAAGAAGUGAUGAAAAAGUUGGAUAAACUGGAGAACGAAUUCUUACCGCAAGUGGCCGUCGAUAAGAUGGAA
Messenger RNA from Medioppia subpectinata, 472 nucleotides. The record is from the annotation of a GenBank genome assembly. NCBI's taxonomy places the organism in Eukaryota, Metazoa, Arthropoda, Arachnida, Sarcoptiformes, Oppiidae.